AUGGGAAACAACAGUUCUCACAAGAGGACCAAAGUGCCCAAGCAGGCCUGCAAGGAGAGGCUGCCCAAUAUGGACAAGGCUGGGCAGAAACAGCAGUUCAGCCACCUCAAGCGGAAGAAGCCAAGCGCCAAGAUCGUGCUGCUUUUCCCCUUGGACAAGCGGCAGCAGCUAGCCGACGUGGCGGCGGGCCCCGGCGCGCGGCCUGGGCGGCCAGGUGAGGACGCGACGGGCGGCCCGGUGGGCUCCCCGGCGGCGGCGUCCAUGCUGCGAGGAGCGGGCGACGGCGCUGAUCGGCGCGAGGGCGCACGCGCGCGCGAGAUGAAGAUCUUGGUCCUGCUGCUGCUGGACGCGCGGCUGCAGGAGGAGGGGCGCUGCGCGGCGGGCGCGCCCGGGGGCGGGGCCGGAGCGGGGGGCGGAGCCACGGUGGCGCCGGGCUGGCAGCGGCUGUACGCGCGCCUGCUGACCGAGAGCGAGGUGGACCGCGAGGCCGACCCCGCCAAGGAGCAGCCGCGCAAGGGGCGCCGCUGCCCUCGCCCGCGGCCCUGAGCGCCCAGCGCGGUCCCCGGCCCGCGGCCCAAUAAAGAGCGCAUAGCAACCCUGGCGCCCGCUAGCUCUGUCCGAGGCGGCGCAACACGGAGCUGGGUGGGGGAAACUGAGGCCCAGAGCGAGACAGGGAUGAAAUGGGAGUAUU
Molecule: messenger RNA, 691 nt
Organism: Mirounga angustirostris (Northern elephant seal)
Lineage: Eukaryota; Metazoa; Chordata; Mammalia; Carnivora; Phocidae
Gene: CUNH20orf144
Product: chromosome unknown C20orf144 homolog
Exons: 2
Coding region: 1-546 (181 amino acids)
Source: RefSeq, a predicted model, not a curated record